AUCGUGUAUGGAGGUCACAUCACAGACGACUGGGACAGAAGACUCUGUAGAACCUACCUGGAGGAAUAUAUGCAGCCCAACCAGGUGUGUGUGUGUGUUACGAUUGUGAUGAUAGUGUUAAAAAUAAACCUACACCCUUUCCAUCCUGUUUCUCACCAGUUUGACAGGAAGUUGGCUCUGGCUCCGGGCUUUGUGGUUCCCUCCAACCUGGACUACCAGGGUUACCAUGGUUACGUAGAUGAGAUGCUGCCCCACGAGAGCCCGGUGCAUUAUGGACUACACCCCAACGCAGAGAUAGAGUUUCUGACGGUGACCUCUGAUAACCUCUUCCACACACUGCUGGAGCUGCAGUCACCUGAUUCUGUGAUGGGAGAGGGGGCUUCACAGACCGUAGAGGAGAAGGUGUGUGUGAGAGACACACACACACACACACCAGGCAUAUUCAUAACAGACACACUCAUAGCAGACACACACAUACAGCGGACCCACACACACUCAUCCCUCAUCCUCCCUGCAGGUGAAGACCAUCCUAGACGAGGUGUUGGAGAAGCUUCCAGAAGAGUACAACAUGUCAGACAUCACGUCUAAGACUGCUGAGAGAUCACCAUACAUCCUGGUCUGCUUCCAGGAGUGUGAACGUAUGAACACGCUCAUCUACGAGAUACGACGCUCACUCAAGGAGCUGGACCUGGGGCUGAAGGUGGGUUAGGGGCUAGGGGUCAGCUGGGAAAUUAGACUAGGACUGAUAGAUGACAUAAGGGUGAAUUGGUAGUUGUCUCUCAUAACAGUGAUGUUUUUUUCUCCUUCCAGGGUGAGCUGGCUAUCUCCUCAGAGAUGGAGCAGAUCCAGUCAGCUCUGUUCUUUGAUAACGUCCCAGACACCUGGACCAAACUGGCCUACCCCUCCACUUACAGCCUGGCCCAGUGGUGAGUCACUGUGUGUACUCUCCCACUGUCCCAACGUGUACUUAAGAUGAUGUGUUGCUAUGUGUGUGUGUGUGUUUACCAGGUAUAAUGACGUGUUGCUGCGCUGUAGAGAGCUGGACAGCUGGACACAGGACCUGGCUCUGCCCACCGUCGUCUGGCUGUCUGGACUCUUUAACCCACAGUCCUUCUUAACAGGUAACAUACACGCACAUCCCCCUACACACUUACAAACAACAUACCCAACCAACUUAUGUUGUAACUGUCAGUUGCCUCUUGGUAUUCUCUGUUCAGUGGAAUUAUUUGCUCAACUACCCUCUCUCCCUCCAGCGGUGAUGCAGUCUCUGGCUCGUAAGAAUGAGUGGCCGUUAGAUAAGAUGAACCUGACUGUGGAUGUGACUAAGAAAUUUAAGGAAGAGUUCAACCAGCCUGCCAGAGAGGGAGCAUACGUAUACGGACUAUACAUGGAAGGUAUACACUCCUCUCCUUCUCAUGAACACAUACAUCCUAGUUCAUUUAUCUUCAUUUUUCCCUCUUUGUCCCAUAGGUGCAAGAUGGGACACUCAGGGUGGGGUGAUCACUGAGGCUCGUCUGAAGGAGUUAACCCCCUCCAUGCCAGUCAUCUCAGUCCGAGCCGUACCUAACGACAGACAGGAGACGCGUAACAUCUAUGAGUGUCCCCUGUACAAGACCAAGCUGAGAGGAACCACUUAUGUCUGGACCUUCAGCCUCAAGACCAGAGAGAGACCAGCCAAGUGGGUACUGGCUGGGGUGGCACUGCUGCUCAGUGUGUGA
This is a messenger RNA of Coregonus sp. 'balchen', 1718 nucleotides long. Lineage: Eukaryota; Metazoa; Chordata; Actinopteri; Salmoniformes; Salmonidae. The record is from the annotation of a GenBank genome assembly.